Corticium candelabrum is the source of this 1732-nucleotide messenger RNA. RefSeq names its product E3 ubiquitin-protein ligase rnf213-alpha-like. Lineage: Eukaryota; Metazoa; Porifera; Homoscleromorpha; Homosclerophorida; Plakinidae. Gene Ontology annotation, molecular function: ubiquitin-protein transferase activity; ATP hydrolysis activity. The coding region runs from base 83 to 1732 and encodes 549 amino acids. The record is from RefSeq and is a predicted model, not a curated record. The transcript is spliced from 8 exons.
AUUUGAUCCAGAGAAGGGCCAUAAAGUUGGUAUUGCUUUUGGUCAUGAGUGGUUGGGAGAUUGGAAAGAAUCUGCAGUAGUAAUGGAUACAGAGUGUAUAUUAGAAAACAAUCAUCGGAAACUGAAGGGAAACCUUAGUCUUCCAUUAGGUCUCAAGUGCAAAUUCAUACCCUACAAGUACGUGGUCACUAAAGGAGAGAAUAAGGAAGACUUUGAAUAUAUCAGACGACCCCGUUCACGUUCCAAAGUUGUCAACCGUGUGCUGGAAGUUCCUGAACGUCUGCAAGAAGUGACAGGAGGAAGAUAUCGAAAGUAUGACGAUAUCAUACGCCUACAACCUGGAAUAGCCAGAAAUUUGAAGGACAAAGUGCUUGGGCAUGGUUUCGCUUACAACAGAAUUCUAGCUAUGGAAGCAAUGCUACCGAAGUGGAACGGCUUUGUUCCCGGACAGUCUUUAUUCGAACAAACACAAACGACAGCACACGAUGCGCUAUCUGAGAUUGAUCUUGUUGUCCAAUCAAUCAAAUGCCAACGGGUAUGUGAAGAUGAUUGUGCUCCUUACAACUGGGAACUGCCAGAGUUUAGCAAACAAAAAGCAUUGCGUAAGCACGUAAGCGGGCAAAUACAGUCUUUUGUAGAGAGGAAGGAAGCGGUAGAUGGCGACAUCGAUGCACUUGUUUCUGCCGUUACUAUUGCUGUACUGGAUCACAAGUACAAAUUUCAGAUGACGAUGGAUGAAGUAGCCGGGUUACUGCGCGCCAUGGCAUUGCUACCAGACAUGGAUCAACGGACAUGUCCAGGACUAACGUUAUUGAAAAGGCACUUCGAUAACGUAAAAGAGACUUUGGAUGCUAUUGAGAGUUUGUGUAGGACAGCAUGCUCUAAAAGAGCCGAAUGGUUGUUCGCCUUGCCUCUAGUUCACUUCCUUAAAGGAGAUUCAGCGCCUUUUCAGUCUCGUACAGUCAGGAAAUCAGUGGUAGGUGGAAGAGAAAAAUGGUGGGGACUUGCCAGAUUAUACGAGAGCACCAAAAUUUUUAGAAGAGAACAAGCCAAUUUGAAAUCAGCAUUUGAUUUACUGGACAGCCUACGGCCACUUUUUAGAGUUGACCCUUUAGCUGGUCGUGCGUUCCUUUUCGUUAUUAGCUUAGAACAGAUUGCUGCAGCCAAGAUGGCUUUUCCACUAUAUGAAAUGAUUACUGUUCUUGAAGAAAAAGUACUGGACUUGAAUCAUAAGCCAAAGCCAUGGUGGUCGUGGACAGACGGCCGUGAAAAUGCUAAACACUUGCUGAAAGUCUUAGAUGCUCUGAUCUCACAAUCUUUGGAAUCCUCAGUGGAUGCUUAUGUUGACAUUGAAGAGCAGUAUCAAAAUGCCAAGGUCGCUGUUGAAGCAAGUGUAAGACUUUUACAAUGCGUAGCAACCACUUUCAGUACAUCAGGACACGUAGAUGUUCUGGUGCGGUGCCGCGACUUGGUGUUUUCAAUACUCUAUUCGUUUGAGACUGUUAGCGUGGCUAUUGUAUCAAGAGAGUCGGAAUUACUUGAAAUUUCUAAGGCUAGCGAUACUCUUAUUGAUAAAAAGUUCAGCAAGGAACAGUUGAAUCUAUGUUUCAAAUAUGUUGAGAAAUGGUUACACCAAAACACCUUUUCGCGAUCCAAAGAAACUGUAAAGUCACUGAUGGAAGGGAUGAAGGUUGAUUUAUGCUCAAAAUCAUGUCGCCUAGUUAAAAUUUGA